AUGGGAGUGACUGGGAUCAAAAUCGGCCUCAUCCUCGAGAAUAGGCAAUAUGUUGCCGUCGCCAUAUCACGUUACAUCAACACCGGGCAAUGUACGGUUCCAGAAAUGAGUCCAUUCUCGAGAGACGACAUGUUUGCUCGGACAUGUAGAAAUGCACUCAACUUUCCACCUGCAACAUUAUCGUACAAUGCUGUGGGAGGAUGA
This is a messenger RNA of Plenodomus lingam JN3, 204 nucleotides long. The record is from RefSeq and is a predicted model, not a curated record. NCBI's taxonomy places the organism in Eukaryota, Fungi, Ascomycota, Dothideomycetes, Pleosporales, Leptosphaeriaceae.